UUCUUGUCUCUUUCUAGUACAUCAAGCACCAUGAGAAAUGGCACAGCAAUCACAGAGUUCAUCCUCCUAGGCUUUCCUGGUAUCCAAGGACUACAAAUCCCUCUUUUUAUAGGGAUCUUUUCCAUCUACAUACUAACCCUUGCAGGCAAUGGGCUCAUUAUUGCCAUUGUCUGCACUGAGCCCAGGCUACAGAUUCCAAUGUACUUCUUCCUUUGCAACUUAUCCUUUCUUGAGAUCUGGUACACCACCACGGUCAUGCCCAAACUGCUAGAAACUUUUGUGGUGGCUAGAACAGCUAUCUGCACCACCUGCUGCCUGCUGCAGGCUUUCUUCCACUUCUUUCUGGGCACCACGGAGUUCUUCAUCCUCACUGUCAUGUCUUUUGACCGUUAUCUGGCCAUCUGCAAGCCCCUUCGCUACCCCAUCAUCAUGACCAGCAACCUCUGCCUGCAGCUGGCCCUCAGCUCCUGGGGGGUGGGCUUCACCAUUGUCUUUUGUCAGAUGCUGCUGCUCAUCCAGCUGCCGUUCUGUGGCAACAAUGUCAUCAAUCAUUUCUACUGUGAUGUUGGCCCCAUCCUGAAAGCAGCCUGUGCAGACACAAGCAUUCUGGAACUCCUGGGUCUCUUGGCAACCAUCCUGGUGAUCCCAGGAUCACUCUUCUUCACUGUGAUUUCUUACAUCUAUAUCCUAUCCACCAUCCUACGGAUUCCUUCAGUCGCUGGCCGCCGGAAGGCUUUCUCCACCUGUGCCUCUCACCUGACGGUCGUCUCCCUGCUCUACGGGGCUGUUCUGUUCAUGUACCUGAGACCGACAACACACUCUUUCUUUAAGAUUAAUAAGAUGGUGUCAGUGCUGAAUACUAUCCUCACACCCCUUCUGAAUCCUUUUAUUUAUACAAUUAGAAACAAGGAGGUGCAAGGAGCCCUAAGAAAGGCAAUGUCUUGUCCAAACACUCAUCAUCAAGAGUAA
Manis pentadactyla (Chinese pangolin) is the source of this 969-nucleotide messenger RNA. RefSeq names its product olfactory receptor 6X1. NCBI's taxonomy places the organism in Eukaryota, Metazoa, Chordata, Mammalia, Pholidota, Manidae. The coding region runs from base 31 to 969 and encodes 312 amino acids. The record is from RefSeq and is a predicted model, not a curated record. Gene Ontology annotation, cellular component: membrane. The transcript has a single exon. Gene Ontology annotation, molecular function: olfactory receptor activity; G protein-coupled receptor activity. Gene Ontology annotation, biological process: G protein-coupled receptor signaling pathway.